ACUCUACCUACAAGACAACACAGUUUAAAUGUUUCCUAACGAGAAGUAACGAUUAAACAUUGUAAUUUAUUUUAUUUAGAGGGGAAACAAGCUAUAUAUUUUUGUAUCGUGCCGUUAUUAAUAGUGCUAUUCCCGGAAUUCGUAAAGAAUAAGGGGGGAGAAUCGAAGAACAGAAAAGAGAGGAAACGGAAUCCGCGAGUGGCGAAAGAACGCACGGACGCGACGGACAAGGGAAAGUACGUAAAGGAUAAAAAAUAGUGCUAUCGUUCGGCGUAAGCGACGGAAAGCAAAGUGGUGCUGGCAUAUAACGAAGCACGAGUAGGAAGGUAAUACAGUAUACGGAGUCUGAGGUGAUAUUGCGACGCCUGACUAACGACGAAGACGGUCACAAAGGCGCCGCCGCGGACCACAACGGAAAGAUCGACGAGGAAGCAUCGUACGAUAGCAGACAGAGCGCGCUGAGGCUCGCGCGCGCGGCUCCUCGUCCCCUUCGCACCGUCCGUCCAAUCUUUCUCUCUCUCUCUCUCUCGCUCUUGCUCUCGCCCCUCCUUUCCUCCGUUCGUACCUCCAUCGCCCUUUCCACCGUCCUCCUCCCCCACUCCUCGCCACGGUGCAAAGUGAUUUAUCGUUCUCGCUCGUCGCGUUCGGUUUCGUCGGUGCGUUAAAGGCUCUAUUGUGAUCCCCGUAACCAUACGCGCCGUACCACCGACGUCUCUUCUUCCUCCUUUACCCUGCACCAUUCCCGAUUUCGUCUCUCCAGACGAUAGCCGUCCAUCCAGCCGGUGGCGAGCCACCGCGCGUCUCGUCUCGUCUCGUCUCGUCUCGUCUCGCCUCGCUCGUCUCGUCUCGUCGCGUCUCGUCCAUUACCGUCCUCCACCUCCUCCAUCUUCUCCUCCAUCUCUGGCAGUGUUGCCUCCCCCUCUCACUACUAGCUCGACUGUAUCCCCCUCUUCUGGCGCGAUUCCUUCCCCCUCCCUCCCCUCUCCUUAUUAUCGGCCGUGCGAUCAGGGGGAGUACGACACGAGAUAUACGACAUUCCGCCGAGCCGUGCGACGGUGCUCUCGGCCGCGUCGUGGCGCGCGUGGCAUCGAAGGGUGGAGGAGAGCGGGCACGUGAAGCAGCCGCAUCUUUUCCGUGUACGUAGAAAGCAGCAGCGAAGCCGAGGAAGGUGCGCCCAAGGAGCUGUUUCCUGCUAUUGCUGUCAGGGAGGGAGAAGGGGAGGAAGAGCAACGAGGCUCGUCGGCGACCGAUUUGCCAAGACGAAGUGCACGCACUCGCAGCGAUAGUUAGUAGUGGCACGGCAACCACCACACCAUCGUCACCACCAUCGUCAACAUCUUCGCCACCUUCUUCAUCAUUACAACUGUUAUUACCGCUACUUACUACGACUACUACUACUACUACGUUACUACCAGUACUACUAGUUUAGUACUACUACACAGCUACAGUUACAACCACUAUUACCAGAGCAUCGUUGUUCCAAACCUGCUAGGAACUACAUACCGCUAGCAUGUCCGUCAGAAUGGAAAACGUUGCCGCGCCGAGAAAACUCAACUACAAGAUGAUGGGGACAAACGGUCCACGGCCAACAUACGUCGGCGCUAACAACGGUAACGCCGGUGGAGGCGGUGGAGGCGCCAACGCCGGAGGCGUGGGCGUGGGUCCUACGAGCGGCGGCGGCGGCGGCGGAGUCGGUGGCGGAGGCGGCGGUACUACGGCUGGUAGUGGCGGCGGUGGAGGUGGCCACGGGGGCGGCGCUGGCGCCGGCGCCGGCGGCGGAUUGAAGGGCAACGCGACGGGAGGAGCGGCCGGGGGCGGCGGUGGAGGUGGUGGUGGUGGCGGCGGUGGUGGCGGUGGUGGCGGUGGACCACGAGGAGGGAAUCCGGUGCAGUACCGAGCGAGCGGCGCCGCCGCAGCAGCUUGGGGCGCGGCGCCGUCGCACGCCGCCGCGGCUGCGGUGGCAGCAGCGGCCGCCUAUCCGCCUUACACCCGCUAUCCGAGUGCCGCCGCGGCGGCUGCCGCAGCGGCACAGGUACCGGUCGGUGCGCAACCGUUACCGCCCUCUGCCAACCCUUACGCCACCGCCCCCUACGCUCAGCACGUCUCGGCACGGUGCAGCGCUGACGCGGGGUCACGGUCACUCCGGCAAGUGUCGUCAAACUGCAAGCGAAACAAAUUUCCCAGAGACUAUGGUGGACAACGGGUACCUACAGCCUCGUCACCAGCCAAUACUACCAGUAGUUCUAGCAGUGCCACUGGCAGUCAAAGCGGGGCAAUGAGCACAAGUAUGAGUAAUAAUGCUAUGCAAGGGCAGCAGGCGGAACAGUUAUCGAAAACAAAUUUAUACAUACGUGGCCUCAACCAAAAUACAACAGAUAAAGACCUUGUUAAUAUGUGUUCUCAGUAUGGAACUAUAACUUCCACAAAGGCAAUAUUGGAUAAAACAACAAAUAAAUGUAAAGGUUAUGGCUUUGUAGACUUUGAGUCACCGGUGGCGGCAGAGGGUGCUGUGAAAGCACUGGUCGCCAAGGGCAUCCAAGCGCAGAUGGCGAAAGUGGGUAUCUGGUUGCUCCGUAGACUGGCAAGUGUACGUUGGUUGUGCAUGCAACAACAGGAACAGGAUCCUACAAAUCUGUAUAUCGCAAACCUGCCAUUGAACUUUAAAGAAAACGAUGUUGAAGGAUUACUUCAACAAUAUGGACAAGUCAUCUCGACUCGCAUUUUACGCGACACCUCAGGACAAAGUAAGGGUGUUGGAUUUGCAAGAAUGGAAUCCAAAGAAAAGUGUGAGCAGAUAAUUCAAAUAUUUAAUGGAAAAGCAUUACAAGGAGCUAAAGAUCCCUUGUUAGUUAAAUUUGCUGAUGGUGGUAAUAAGAAAAAAUCAAUGUAUAAAAGUACAAUGUGGAGAGACACUGGAGAAAAUAUGACUAUGAAUUAUGAUGCAAGUGGAGUUGGUCAAAAUGGUGUUGCUACAGCUCAUAUGUUACCUACAGCAACUUUAACUCAAUAUGGUCGUCAUUAUGGUCAAGCUGUCCCUGGCUAUAGCGUACCAGGAGCUCCUUGGGUCACACCAUACCUCGUGCAGCCCGCGCCUCCUCAUAUGCAACAGGUCGACAUGAUGCCAUCUGCCGACCCUAGUAAUCCUCAAUACAGUAUAAUUCCUCAGCUUACAACGCAAAUGUCUACAAUGCAUCUUGGCACUGGUUCCUAUAUAGCAAGUCCUCAUCCCUAUUCUUAUACUACUUAUCCUCCACCUAGCAUUAUCCAUCCAAUACCACUGGGCGAUUCUGAACAGACCAGUAAUGCAGCAUCUCCUGAUGAUUCUUACCAACAGUACCAAGCUCAGCAGCCCAAGUAGGAUACGGUUUAUAGAUACGAAUAUGCUGAGGGCUACAUAAGUUAGAAACGAUACACAUGCUGAACACAAGGGAUUAUUAUUAACGAAGAAUAGAAUGAGAUAAAUACAUAACAUAAAGUCAGAUAAGAUUCUUCCUCAUGAUAAAUUGACUUGCCAGCCAUCUUUUAUACAUUUUAUCCAUCAGCUAAAUAGGUGAAAGUAGUUAAUAUUUUGCAACGAGUCAAGAAAGGAUAUUGACGUAAUAUGGGGUAUGAGACUGGCGUGUCUUCUACAUGUUCGACACUAGUUCGACUCUUUACACUGUACCAGCACAUCAUACGACAGUGACAAACUGAUAUUUGCAAUGAACAGUUUAGUGUCAAGCUGAUAGGCUUCCAGGAUAACUUUAGGUAUUACAUAUACUAAGGAGACUAUGAGUCGAAGCUGAAGGCUCGAGAAUGUGAAUAAAUAUUUUAACAAAAAUGUAAACUAUGAAAACGCUGCUCAGAAAUAUACGAAAGAGAAUUCUUCCCAAGA
Vespula pensylvanica (western yellowjacket) is the source of this 3874-nucleotide messenger RNA. RefSeq names its product protein alan shepard (gene shep). The record is from RefSeq and is a predicted model, not a curated record. NCBI's taxonomy places the organism in Eukaryota, Metazoa, Arthropoda, Insecta, Hymenoptera, Vespidae. Gene Ontology annotation, cellular component: nucleus; cytosol; ribonucleoprotein complex. Gene Ontology annotation, molecular function: mRNA 3'-UTR binding; poly(A) binding; poly(U) RNA binding. The coding region runs from base 1511 to 3358 and encodes 615 amino acids. The transcript is spliced from 13 exons.